Messenger RNA from Drosophila eugracilis, 1592 nucleotides. Its product is annotated as prolyl 4-hydroxylase subunit alpha-2. NCBI's taxonomy places the organism in Eukaryota, Metazoa, Arthropoda, Insecta, Diptera, Drosophilidae. The transcript has 6 exons. The coding region runs from base 1 to 1581 and encodes 526 amino acids. Gene Ontology annotation, cellular component: endoplasmic reticulum. Gene Ontology annotation, molecular function: iron ion binding; procollagen-proline 4-dioxygenase activity; protein binding. Gene Ontology annotation, biological process: peptidyl-proline hydroxylation to 4-hydroxy-L-proline. The record is from RefSeq and is a predicted model, not a curated record.
AUGCUGAAUGUUUCUAGACUCAUUUUUGUGCUUAUCCUAGUCCACUACAAUUUGUCUUUAGAUACAAAUAAAGAUAAGGAUGAAUUAAGACUGUUAUAUGAUAAGGAUUAUUACAGCUCCUCAGUAGUGGAACUAGUUAAGCUCUUGCAAUUGGAGCAAGAAUUUAUGGAGAACUUUACGAUCUAUACCAAUGUCUUGCAGGAGAAAGUUGACAGCCUAAACAUUUACUUAGAUGCCUUGAAGCGCCCCAGUCAUAGGACUCACAACGAGAGAGAGAAAUUUGUUUCCGAUCCGUUAAAUGCUUUUGGACUGAUCAGAAGACUAAACCAAGAUUGGCCCAAAUUGCAAAACUAUACACAGAAACCAGUUGGUCUUGUAGAACUUGAUGCGAUGCAGAAUAUCCUGACUAAGGCUCCUGAACCCUUCGACAUGAACGAAUCUCUAAAGUCAAUGCACCGCAUAGAGACGACUUAUGGUCUCCAACCGAAAGAUAUGGCAAAAGGACUUCUCCACAACAAACAAUACAACUAUAAACUUUCAAUAAGGGACUGUUUGGCAUUGGCUCAUCAUAAUUUUGAAUUCGGGGAUAUUCAUCGAUCGUUUUUAUGGUUUCAAGUAUAUAUGAAAAAUAAUUCAAGUCAGGAUAUUAUUAUUUUGGAAUUAAAAGCCUUUGCCACAUCUAUAGCCACUCGCAGCUUGAAUUUAUUGAACAAAUCAUUGAGUAAUGAAACCGUUCAUAAAUUAGUAAGCCGUCAGUUCCGUGAAGCCAAACCAAUAGAUUUAGAAAACUUCAUCAGCUUAAAGCUAAAACAAUGGGAUAGUUUCUAUGGUACCGAAAGCCCGGAAACAUCUCCAACAUCCCAUCAAAUUGGAUGUCGAGGUGGAUUUCCCAAAAAGAACAAUCUUAUCUGCCGUUACAACUCGACUACAAACGCUUUCUUAAAACUGGCUCCCAUAAAAGUUGAAGAGAUAAGCCGGGACCCAUACAUUGUAUUGUUCCAUGAAGUGUUAACGGACAGGGAAAUCGAGGAAAUGAAAGGAGAGAUUAAGGAAAUGUACAAUGGGUUGAGUGAUUGGGAAGACCCAAAGGAAAUCGUUUCCCGAAUCUAUUGGAUAACGGAAGAUUCCCCAUUCAGGGAUCGAAUAAAUCAACGCAUAGCUGACAUGACGGGCUUUAAAUUGGAUGAGUUCCCCGCCUUACAAUUGGCCAAUUUUGGAGUUGGUGGCUACUUUAAGCCUCAUUACGAUUAUUUUGAAGAGCGUUUAAGAUUAGUGGAUGCCAACAAUACUCUGGGAGACCGAAUAGCAAGCCUUAUAUUUUAUGCUGGAGAAGUUCUACAAGGUGGACAAACAGUCUUCCCAGACGUUAAAGUGGCAGUGGAGCCCAUAAAGGGCAACGCACUAUUUUGGUUCAAUGAUUUCGAUGAUUCGUCGCCAGAUCCGCGAACCUUGCAUUCUGUUUGUCCUGUUAUAGUCGGUUCUCGAUGGACUAUUACCAAGUGGAUACACUAUGAACCACAAAUAUUUGUAAAACCCUGCAGCCCCAGGCUGCUCCCUAAAGCUCCUUUAAUUAGCGUUUAAUAAAAUUAUUU